Messenger RNA from Colletotrichum graminicola M1.001, 807 nucleotides. Its product is annotated as YggS family pyridoxal phosphate enzyme. Gene Ontology annotation, molecular function: pyridoxal phosphate binding. The record is from RefSeq and is a predicted model, not a curated record. The transcript has 3 exons. Lineage: Eukaryota; Fungi; Ascomycota; Sordariomycetes; Glomerellales; Glomerellaceae. The coding region runs from base 1 to 807 and encodes 268 amino acids. Gene Ontology annotation, cellular component: intracellular anatomical structure.
AUGACCGACGCCCAGCCCGAGAUGAAGAUCGACCCGGCGAGAGCAAAGGCUCUCAUUUCCCAGCUGCAGGCGGUGCAGGAGCGCGUCGCCGCCGUUGCUGCGGGGCGGAAUGUCCGGCUGGUGGCCGUCUCCAAGCUGAAGCCCGCCAACGAUAUCCUGGCGCUGCACCAGGCGACGCCGCCGCAGGUGCACUUUGGCGAGAACUACGCGCAGGAGCUGGGGCAGAAGGCGGAGAUGCUGCCGAGAAGCAUUCAGUGGCAUUUCAUCGGUGGAUUGCAGUCAACACACGCCAAGAAGCUGGCCAAGAUCCCGAACCUCUUCUGCGUCUCGAGCGUGGACACCCUCAAGAAGGCCCAGCUCCUCAACGCCGCCCGCGCGGAGCUCAUGUCCUCGCCGCCCGACGACGGCGGCGCCGCCCCGGUGGAGCCCCUCGGCGUGCACGUCCAGGUCAACACCUCGGGCGAGGAGUCCAAGUCGGGCGUGGCGCCGGGCCCGGAGACUGUGGCGCUGUGCCGGGCCGUGGAGACCGAGUGCCCGGCGCUGCGGCUGCUGGGCCUGAUGACGAUCGGCGCCAUCGCGCGGAGCAAGGCGACGACGGCGGAGAACGAGAACGAGGACUUCCUGUGCCUGCGGGCGCAGAGGGAGCUGGUGGCCGGGGAGCUGGGGCUGGAGAGGGAGCUGGAGCUGAGCAUGGGCAUGAGCGAGGACUUUGAGGGCGCCGUGAGGCUGGGAAGCGGGGAGGUGAGAGUGGGCAGCACAAUCUUUGGGGAGAGGGGGCCGAAGAGCGAGGCGAAGAUUGUGGUUUAA